Molecule: messenger RNA, 1094 nt
Organism: Cercospora beticola
Lineage: Eukaryota; Fungi; Ascomycota; Dothideomycetes; Mycosphaerellales; Mycosphaerellaceae
Product: androgen-induced gene 1 family protein
Cellular component (GO): membrane; endomembrane system
Source: RefSeq, a predicted model, not a curated record
CUCUUGACCAUUGCCGUCGUCGACAUUGAGAGAUAGGAGACCGCCAUGGCACAGCCGACUCAGCUCGCCGAUGAGCUUCUCCGCCGCCAUCCGCUGCAGCGUAUGCAGGCUCCAGGUAGAGGAGCAUCCGCUAUCCUCCACGUGUUGGGCUUGAGCUCGUUUGCAUUCUCGUUCAAUCACCUCGUGGUAAAUCCCAAUCCUGUAAAUGACUCGUAUGGGUGGCAUAUGCAAUUUCUCACCAUCAUUGGUCUGUCACUGGCCACAGCAACUUUCGCGUGCGGCCUGCUUGCCGACGUAACUCUCUCGCGCCGCCUAUUCCAAGUGAAGAAUACUCUCAGCGUAGCCAGCGCACCAAUGGAGUGCUUGAUCAGCUUAUUGUACUGGGGACUUCGAGCAAUCGACCCCAAGCUUGUACUACCAGAUUGGGCUCCUCCACUCAGCUUCGGGGCAGACCUCUCCUUCCAUGCCGUGCCCGCAAUCGCCCUCGCUGUGGACCUCCUCUUCUUCUCGCCCCCUUGGACAAUAGCCUUUCUCCCAGCUCUAGGCCUUAGUGGUGCCAUCGCAUUUGGAUACUGGUUUUGGAUCGAGCGAUGCUACCAGUUCAAUAAUUUCUAUCCCUACCCUAUUUUUGAUCUGCUCAGCACGCCGCAACGUAUUGGUCUCUUCGCUGCUUCUGCGUUCCUCAUGACACUGUCGACUUCGGUCUUGAUCUGGCUCUACGCUGUCAUCAACGGCAGAGACGUGUCAGGUCUGUCCAGCAACAACGUCCAACGCUCACGAAGCGGCAACGUCAAAGGGAAGUGAAAAGUCCCCAACGUGGCGCACAGAAUCCAGUGUCGACCUCGCAUGAGGAUCAAACCUGAAUCGAAGCGGUCAACAUCUGCCGGCACCGUCAACACUGGCCAUGGUUUGGUGACUGGCGAGUCGUAUGACCAUCUUUGACUCAAAUCAGACUUGGAGCAACGAUCCCAGGCGAUCUUUAUCCGGCUUCGACAGCUGUAUGUAGGUCGAGAAGCGCUCCUACCACGGUGCGGCUUCAAUCUCAUCACACGUGGUGUAAUAGUGAAACGUCCCUCAGCGCCAAUAUCCCUCAC